UCGUUUUUCACUCUGAGUUUUCUAAACCGGCUUCCUGAAAUAGGGCCCAGAGGUCUGCCUCAUGCCUGCUAUAGCCAGGAAAUGGAGAACCAGCGAUUUGGUCAUGUGACUCACGUGUCACAUGACAACACCCCAGUCUGCAAAUACUAACAAAAUGGCAGCGUUCUUACAGUGGAGGAAAUUUGUCUUCUUUGAUAAGGAUACGGUGAAGGACCCAGAUGACAAUGGGAAAAACUUUCUUCUCCCAAAAGGGAUCUCGGCUUCUGACUCCGGUCGGGGUCAUAUCGUUCUCGGAGAUAUGGAAGGUAAGAUCUGGCUUUUGAUGCGCUCCUUGCAGCUGAUGUCUUUUCAGGCCUACAAGUUGCGAGUUACACAUCUCUACCAGCUUAAGCAACACAGCAUCCUUGUGUCAGUGGGUCAGGAUGAACAUGGAAUAAACCCUGUAGUAAAGGUCUGGAACCUGGACAAGAGGGACAGUGGAAAUCCUCUCUGCACUAGGAUAUUUCCUGCAAUUCCAGGCAACAAACCAACUGAAGUUUCUUGCCUCAGUGUGCACGAAAACCUGAACUUUAUGGCAAUUGGCUUCACGGAUGGCAGUGUGGUUUUGACCAAAGGUGACAUCACCAGAGAUCGUCACAGUAAAACUCUGACUCUGCAUGAGGGAGCUAGCCCUGUCACUGGCCUCGCCUUCCGCCAAGUAGCAAAAGUUACCCAUCUGUUUGUUGCCACCCUGGAGAAAGUCUACUGUUACACCCUGUCCAUCAAGGAGUAUCCAAAAGUGGAGCUGGAUACACACGGCUGUGCACUGCGCUGCUCAUCCCUGGCAGAUCCAUCCCAGGAUUCUCAGUUCAUUGUAGCUGGUGAAGAAUGUGUGUACCUGUAUCAGCCUGAUGAACGAGGGCCCUGUUUUGCUUUUGAUGGACACAAGCUAUUGGCCCACUGGCACCGUGGAUAUCUGUUUUUACUCAUAAGGGAUGUAAAGUCACCCAACAAGACAUGCUUCAGUAGUGGAGAGAGCUCGCCAUCAGACAAACAGCUGCUAACUAUCUAUGACCUGGACAACAAAUUCAUUGCCUACAGUGCCUCUUUUGAUGAUGUCAUUGACGUGGUAGCAGAGUGGGGUUCCUUCUACAUUCUGACUAGAGAUGGAAAAAUGUUUGUUCUCCAGGAGAAAGACACACAGACCAAACUGGAGAUGCUGUUUAAGAAGAAUCUGUUUGUGAUGGCCAUAAACCUGGCUAAGAGUCAGCACCUGGACAGUGAUGGAGUAUCAGAUAUCUUCAGACAAUAUGGUGAUCACCUGUACCUUAAGGGGGACCACGACGGUGCCAUUCAGCAGUAUAUUCGCACCAUUGGGAAGCUGGAGCCAUCAUAUGUCAUCAGGAAAUUUCUAGAUGCACAGAGGAUCCACAAUCUGACAGCCUAUCUGCAAGCCCUGCACAGGCAGUCACUGGCCAAUGCAGAUCACACUACACUGCUGCUCAACUGUUAUACCAAGCUCAAGGACAGUUCCAAGCUGGAAGAGUUCAUUAAGAGCAGUGAAAAUGAAGUACACUUUGAUGUUGAAAUUGCCAUCAAGGUUCUCCGGCAGGCUGGCUACCACAGCCACGCUGUCUUCUUGGCUGAGAAACAUAUGCACCACGAGUGGUACCUAAAGAUCCAGCUGGAGGACUUGAAGAAUUAUCAAGAAGGGCUGCGCUACAUUGGGCGUCUGCCUUUUGAACAAGCUGAAAGCAACAUGAAGCGUUAUGGCAAGACACUGAUGCACCAUGUCCCUGAAGGUACCACGCUCCUCCUGAAGGGCUUAUGCACUAAUUACCAACCCAGUGGAGACGCUGCUGAAAAAGACAGCCUGGACAGGAGUGUGGUCAAUAAGGCAAACUCUGAGGAAUUCAUCCCGAUUUUUGCCAAUAACCCUCGGGAGCUCAAAGCCUUCCUGGAGCACAUGAUUGAGGUGGACCCCCGUUCUCCCCAGGGUGUGUAUGACACACUACUGGAACUACGGUUGCAAGACUGGGCACAUGAACAAGAUCCUGAGAGAAAGAAGGUCCUGCAGGGGGAAGCUGUGUUGCUACUGAGGAGUGACAACACUGUGUUUGACAAGGCCCUUGUCCUGUGCCAGAUGCACAACUUCAAAGAAGGCAUCCUCUACCUGUAUGAGAAAGGCAAACUGUACCAGCAGAUUAUGCACUACCACAUGCAGAAUGAGGAGUAUGGAAAAGUAGUGGAGGCCUGCAAAAGUUAUGGGGACCAAGAGUGUUGCCUUUGGGAGCAGGCGCUGGGAUACUUUGCCAGAAAGGAAGAAGACUGCAAAACUUAUAUCAGUGAGGUCCUACAUCACAUUGAUCAAAACAACCUGAUGCCUCCAUUACUUGUGGUGCAAACAUUAGCCCACAACUCGACAGCCACUCUCUCCGUCAUCAAAGACUACCUCAUCAACAAAUUGCUUAGAGAGAACCAACAGAUUGAGGAUGAUGAACGGAAAAUCCGACAGUAUCGCGAUGAAACGGCUCACCUUCGCUCAGAAAUCCAGGAGCUCAAAACAAGUGCCAAGAUAUUCCAGAAGACAAAGUGUAACAUGUGCAACAGCCCACUGGACCUGCCAUCUGUUCACUUCCUGUGCUGCCACUCCUUCCACCAACACUGCUUUGAAAGCUAUGCUGAGAGCGAGGCGGAGUGCCCAACUUGCACUCCAGAAAACCGAAAAGUCAUGGACAUGCUGCGUGCCCAGGACCAAAAACGCGAUUUGCACGAUCACUUCAACAGACAGUUACGCAGCUCUAACGAUGGAUUCUCUGUGGUAGCUGACUAUUUUGGCCGAGGAGUCUUCAACAAAUUGACCCUAGUUACUGACCCACCUGGCAGCAAAUCUGUAGGGAAUCUGGAAGUCAACCUGCAGAGGGACCUUCUCAUCCACACCAAGAGAAACAGCUAGAAAUCUUGUAUUUACAAUCUCAAUUUUACCUGAGAGGCUACAUCUUAUUCAGGUUCAGGACAAGAUGCUGCAUGUGUUGCCCCCUUUAUUUAUCAGAAAUUAAAGCCACCUGCUUUUAGUAAUUUUGAUGGUCCUUUUUACAUAAUUGUUUCAGUUUGGGCCAAUGACUGGAAAUUGCCUACAUUUGUGUUUUAAAAUGGUCAUACUGUGAUUUGAAUAGUCACGUGUUGGAGGCUUUAGCUAAUGCGUGUAUGUGUAUGUACUGUCUUGCACAUAGCAAUCAAAAACAAGUCAGCCAUUGAUCUUUAUUGAAAUUACGCCUGGCACUAUAACCUGAGCAUUACAUUUGAAAAUAAAGUCGUCAUUAAGUGUUUCAGUGCUUCCUGA
Molecule: messenger RNA, 3322 nt
Organism: Maylandia zebra (zebra mbuna)
Lineage: Eukaryota; Metazoa; Chordata; Actinopteri; Cichliformes; Cichlidae
Source: RefSeq, a predicted model, not a curated record